AUGGACUUUCCGACCGACGUGGCGGAGUUUGAUAGCGAUCCGCGCAUUUCGUUCUCGCGGCUGGACGAUACCUUCCUGCUCGAGACAAGUGAUGGCCGCGAGUUUCUUUUCAAUAAGAUCCUGAAGAGAUGGGUCGAAUCGAUCGACGAGGCGCUCAUCCGCAAGCAGCAAGGGUACGGAUCUGACGACGAUGAGACCGAGGUUGCUCAUCCGCGCGAUCUUAAGAAGCGAAAGAGCUCGCACGACGAGAGCGAUGAGCCGAAAGUUAAGAAGCCUCGUGUAAACACCGCUGUGUGGGUUACCAAGAUCCCCGGUGACGCUGAUCUGUCGGAGAUCCAUGAGCUGUUUUCGAAAUAUGGAAUCCUCGCAGAGGAACUGGACACCGGCAAACCCCGAAUUAAAAUGUACACCGACGAAAAUGGCAACUUCAAUGGCGAGGCUUUGGUCGUGUACUUCCGACCGGAGUCAGUCAACCUCGCGAUUCAGCUGCUCGAUGAGACGGACUUCCGAUUGGGUCGACCCAACCCAUCUGGACCGAUGCGUGUUCAAGCGGCCGACUUUUCGUACAAGCGCGAAAAGGAUGUGCAGCCGAAGGUUACCAUGACUAUGAAGGAAAAAAAGAAGCUUAAGGAGCGAGCAGAGCGUCUGAACAAGAAACUUUCCGACUGGGGUGAUGAUGAAGCUGAGCAGACCUUGGAGGCGAUGAAGGCUGCCGAGGAGGCGCGACGACAUGUGAUUUUGAAACAUAUGUUUACACUGAAGGAACUGGAGGAGGAUCCGCUCGCCAGUAUUGAAAUUCAAGACGACAUCAAAAAGGAGUGCUCUUCGAUUGGCGAUGUGACCAAAGUGGUGGUCUGGGACGGCGAGGCUGAUGGUGUUGUUACUGUCCGAUUUGUGGCAUCCGCCGAUGCACGUCGCUGCGUUCAGAAGAUGAGCGGGCGAUUCUUUGCAGGCAAUACUGUUCUUGCUUACAUCUGGGAUGGCGAGGAGAAAUUCAACAAGUACCACCCCCGACGAGACGCAGAGGGCAAAAUGGCAAACCCUCUGGAUGCAGACAAUGAUGAGAACGAGCGCCUUGAGCGGUACGGAGAUUGGCUAGAAAGUGCCGGAAACCAGAAGACCGACAAGAUCCAGGAAACCGACACUGACAAGACCGACACCGACAAGACCGGCAAGGACGAGGUUGAUGAGGGCCAGGAAACUGGCAAGAACUAG
Molecule: messenger RNA, 1215 nt
Organism: Penicillium samsonianum
Lineage: Eukaryota; Fungi; Ascomycota; Eurotiomycetes; Eurotiales; Aspergillaceae
Product: U2 snRNP complex subunit CUS2
Exons: 6
Coding region: 1-1215 (404 amino acids)
Biological process (GO): mRNA splicing, via spliceosome
Cellular component (GO): U2-type spliceosomal complex; U2 snRNP
Molecular function (GO): RNA binding
Source: RefSeq, a predicted model, not a curated record